Carassius gibelio (silver crucian carp) is the source of this 3273-nucleotide messenger RNA. Its product is annotated as zinc finger protein 271-like. Gene Ontology annotation, biological process: regulation of transcription by RNA polymerase II. Gene Ontology annotation, molecular function: DNA-binding transcription factor activity, RNA polymerase II-specific; RNA polymerase II transcription regulatory region sequence-specific DNA binding. The record is from RefSeq and is a predicted model, not a curated record. Gene Ontology annotation, cellular component: nucleus. NCBI's taxonomy places the organism in Eukaryota, Metazoa, Chordata, Actinopteri, Cypriniformes, Cyprinidae. The transcript is spliced from 2 exons. The coding region runs from base 210 to 2960 and encodes 916 amino acids.
GCCGCGCUCUCUGUUGUUGUUUUGUCGGCAUGCUCCCUUAAUACAAACACUUAGAAACGUUUCUUUUAAGAGAAAAAUACAGUUUCUUAAUCAGUUCAGUAAAUAGGUGUACCUGUAAUAUUUUCAUCUUCACAGUAGUCGAAGUUUUGAAACAUGCAGGAAUAUCUGGAGGAGUAUCAGCUGAACUGAGAUCUGCUGCUGUGAAAAUUAUGUUUGUUAAAGAGGAGAGUGAACACGAGGAACCAGAAACCUGGAGAAUAAAACACGAGGAACAAGAAACAUGGGGAAUAAAAUAUGAGGAACAAGAAAAAUGCGGAAUAAAACACGAGGAACCAGAAACCUGGAGAAUAAAUCAAGAGGAACCAGAAACCUGGAUAAUAAAACAUGAGGAACUAGAUACCUGGAGAAUAAAACACGAGGAACCAGAAACCUGCAGAAUAAAACACGAGGAACCAGAAACCUGGAUAAUAGAACAUGAGGAACCAGAAACCUGCAAAAUAAAACACGAGGAACCAGAAACCUGGAUAAUAGAACACGAGGAACCAGAAACCUGGAGAAUAAAACACGAGGAACCAGAAACCUGGAGAAUAAAACAAGAGGAACCAGAAACCUGGAGAAUAAAACAAGAGGAACCAGAAACCUGGAGAAUAAAACACGAGGAACCAGAAACCGUGAGAAUAAAACACGAGGAACCAGAAUCCUGCAGAGUAAAACACGAGGAACCAGAAAACGGGAGAAUAAAACACGAGGAACCAGAAAGAGAGUUAAUUGAAGAAAAAGAGGAGAAUGAAGAAUCAAGUGAAGUUGAGGAGAAAAAUCACGUCAAAACUGGAGGAAAACCUUUGGGUUUCUCUCAAAGCAAACAGAAAGAUUUAAAGAAAAAAAGAGCAAAGAAGUCCUUCCGCUGCACUCAGUGUGGAAAGAGAUUCACAGACAAAACAGGUUUUGAGCAUCACAUGAGAAUUCAUACUGGAGAGAAACCAUUCACUUGUGAUCAGUGUGGGAAGAGUUUCACACAAUCAUCAAACCUUAAUAUACACAUGAACAUCCACACUGCAGACAAGAAGCAUGCAUGUGAUCAAUGCGGUAAAAUGUUUUUAUGGGUUUCACUUCUGAAGAAACACUUGAAAGUUCAUGCAAAGGAGAAACCACAUCCAUGUUAUUUGUGUAGUAAGAGUUUUUUGCCUCUACAAAGUUUGAAAGUACAUCAGAAAAUACAUACUGGUGAAAGAGUAUAUAUAAAAAGAAAUGAAAGGUUCCACACUGGAAAGAAACCUUAUAAGUGUUCACACUGUGACAAGAGAUUCAGUGAUAAAUCAAAUCUGAAAACACAUGAGAGGAUUCACACUGGAGAGAAACCUUAUAAGUGUUCACACUGUGACAAGAGAUUCAAUUAUUCAUCAUAUCUGAAAACGCAUGAGAGGAUUCACACUGGAGAGAAACCUUAUAAGUGUUCACACUGUGACAAGAGAUUCAAUUAUUCAUCAUAUUUGAAAACACAUGAGAGCAUUCACACUGCAGAGAAACCUUACAAGUGUUCAAACUGUUACAAGAGAUUCAGUCAUCCAUCACAUCUGAAAGCACAUGAGAGGAUUCACACUGGAGAGAAACCUUACAAGUGUUCACAUUGUGACAAGAGAUUCAGUAAAUUAUCAGGUCAGAAAAUACAUGAGAGGAUUCACACCGGAGAGAAACCAUAUAAGUGUGCACACUGUGACAAGAGAUUCAGUGAUUCAUCAUCUCUGAAAAGGCAUGAGAGGAUUCACACUGGAGAGAAACCAUAUAAGUGUGCACACUGUGACAAGAGAUUCAAUGAUUCAUCAUCUCUGAAAAUGCAUGAGAGGAUUCACACUGGAGAGAAACAUUAUAAGUGUGCACACUGUGACAAGACAUUCAAUGAUUCAUCAUCUCUGAUAACGCAUGAGAGGAUUCACACUGGAGAGACACAUUAUAAGUGUGCACACUGUGACAAGACAUUCAAUGAUUCUUCAUCUCUGAAAACGCAUAAGAGGAUUCACAUUGGAGAGAAACUUUUUAAUUGUGCACACUGUGACAAGACAUUCAAUGAUUCAUCAUCUCUGAAAACGCAUGAGAGGAUUCACACUGGAGAGAAACAUUAUAAGUGUGCACACUGUGACAAGACAUUCAAUGAUUCAUCAUCUCUGAUAACGCAUGAGAGGAUUCACAUUGGAGAGAAACUUUAUAAGUGUGCACACUGUGACAAGACAUUCAAUGAUUCUUCAUCUCUGAAAACGCAUAAGAGGAUUCACAUUGGAGAGAAACCUUAUAAGUGUGCACACUGUGACAAGACAUUCAAUGAUUCUUCAUCUCUGAAAACACAUGAGAGGAUCCACACUGUAGAGAAACCUUAUAAGUGUUCACACUGCGACAAGAGAUUCAGUAAAUCAUCAGGUCAGAAAAUACAUGAGAGGAUUCACACUGGAGAGAAACCAUAUAAGUGUGCACACUGUGACAAGAGAUUCAGUGAUUCAUCAACUCUGAAAACACAUGAGAGGAUCCACACUGGAGAGAAACCUUAUAAGUGUUCACACUGUGACUGGAGAUUCAGUGUGUCAUCAAGUCUGAAAAUACAUGAGAGGAUUCACACUGGAGAGAAACCAUAUAAGUGUGCACACUGUGACAAGAGAUUCCGUGAUUCAUCAACUCUGAAAGCACAUGAGAGGAUCCACACUGGAGAGAAACCUUAUAAGUGUGCACACUGUGACAAGAGAUUCAGUGAUUCAUCAUAUCUGAAAACACAUGAGAGGAUCCACACUGGAGAGAAACCUUAUAAGUGUUCACACUGUGACAAGAUAUUCAGUGAUUCAUCAAAUCUGAAAACACAUGAGAGGCUCCACACUGGAGAGAAACCUUACAAGUGUUCACACUGUGACAAGAGAUUCAGGGAUUCGACACAUCUGAAAACACAUGAGAGGAUUCACACGAAUGAAACCAAAUAAGUAAAUGGACUGCAUUUAUAUAGCGCUUUCAACAGAUCCCAUGGCAAUCCAAAGCGCUUUACAAGUUGCCUCACAUUUACCCAUUCACUCACUCAAUCAUACACCGACUGCGGUGUCAGCCAUUCAAGGCACCAUCCAGCCUGCCGGGAGCAGCUGGGGUUAGGUGUCUUGCUCAAGGACACGUCGACAUUUGGGGGAACCAGAAACCUGCAGAAUAAAACACGAGGAGCCAGAAACCUGCAGAAUAAAACACGAGGAGCCAGAAACCUGGAGAAUAAAACACGAGGAGCCAGAAACCUGGAGAAUAAAACAA